Striga asiatica is the source of this 1923-nucleotide messenger RNA. Lineage: Eukaryota; Viridiplantae; Streptophyta; Magnoliopsida; Lamiales; Orobanchaceae. The record is from the annotation of a GenBank genome assembly.
AUGGGUGAUUUAGUGAAGCAGAUCCUGGCGAAGCCGAUCCAGCUGACGGAUCAGGUGGUCAAGGCGGCCGACGAGGCUGCCAAGUUUAAGCAGGAGUGCGGCGACCUCAAGUCCAAGGCGGAGAAGCUCGGUGGCCUCCUCCGACAGGCGGCCCGCGCCAGCAGCGAUCUCUACGAGCGGCCGACCCGGCGCAUCGUGGCGGACACGGAGCAGGUCCUCGAGAAGUCCCUCGCCCUGGCCCUCAAGUGCCGCGGCCACGGCCUCGUCCAGCGCGUCUUCACCAUCAUCCCCGCCGCCGCCUUCCGCAAGAUGUGCUCCCAGCUCGAGAACUCCGCCGGCGACGUGUCCUGGCUCCUCCGCGUGUCCGCCCCCGCGGACGACCGGGCAGACGAGUACCUUGGCCUCCCUCCCAUCGCUGCCAACGAGCCCAUCCUCUGCCUCAUCUGGGAGCAGAUCGCCACCCUCUGCACGGGCUCUCCCGAAGAUCGGGCCGACGCUGCCGCCUCCCUCGUCUCCCUAGCCAACGACAACGAUCGCUACGGAAAGCUCAUCAUCGAGGAAGGGGGCGUGGGUCCCCUCCUCCGCCUCGUCAAAGACGGCCGUCCCGAGGGCCAGGAGAACGCCGCCCGCGCUCUCGGCCUCCUCGGCCGCGACCCCGAGAGCGUCGAGCACAUGCUCCAUGCCGGAAUCUGCUCCGUCUUUGCCAAGAUCCUCAAGGACGGGCCCAUGAAAGCCCAGGCCAUGGCCGCCUGGGCUGUCUCCGAGCUGGCCGCCCACUACCCAAAGUCCCAAGACCUCUUCGCCCAGCACAACAUCAUUCGCCUCCUCGUCAGCCACCUCGCCUUCGAGACCGUGCAGGAGCACAGCAAGUACGCCGUCGCCAGCAAGGCCACCUCUAUUCACGCGGCAGCUGUCGUAUUAGCCAACAACAACAAUAAUCGUAAUAAUGGUGUGACUGAGAAUAACAAUGAUGAAGACAACAAGGGCGGAGGCCUCUUGCCCCAUCCGUCCGGUAACAAAAAGCAAAUGUACAGCGUUGUGAAGAGCACAAUGUCCAUCAAAGCUCCCACCAACGCCAACGGCAACGUCAAUGUCAAUGUCAAUAAUGGCAGCCAUCACCACAUCCACGUACAUAGCCAGCGGGCAAGGGAGUCGGAGGACCCAGAGACAAAGGCGUACAUAAAGGCGAUGUGCGCGCGCGCCCUCUGCCACCUGGCGAGGGGCAACCCAGGCAUCUGCCGGAGCAUCACGGAGUCACGGGCGCUGCUUUGCUUCGCGGCACUGCUGGAGAAGGGGGAGGCUGAGGUGCGGCGCCAGUCAGCAGCGGCCCUCACGGAGAUCACUGCGGUGGCGGAAGGGGACGCGGAGCUGCGGCGGUCGGCUUUCAGGCCCAACUCGCCGGCGUGCCGGGCGGUGGUUGAGCAGCUGCUGGGAGCAGUCGAGAGGGCCGACCCGGAGCUUCUGGUGCCGUGCGUGAAGGCCGUGGGGAACCUGGCGAGGACUUUCAAGGCGACUGAGAAGAGGAUGAUUGGGCCACUGGUGAGGUUGCUUGACGAGCCUGAGGCCGAGGUGUCGAGGGAGGCUUGCGUGGCUCUUGUGAAAUUUGCUUGCACGGACAACUACUUGCAUGUUGAUCACUGCAAGGCCAUAGUGGAGGCAGGAGGGGCCAAGCAUCUUGUGCAGCUUGUGUAUUUGGGGGAGCAGACAACUGUGCAGAGUGCAGCGUUGGUUCUGCUGUGCUAUGUGGCGAUGCACGUGCCGGACAGCGAGGCGCUGGCGCAGGCAGAGGUGCUGCCCGUGCUCGAGUGGGCAUCCAAGCAGCCGCUGUCUGGGCAGGUCGAGCUUGUCGACAGCUUGUUGCCGGAGGCCAAAGGCAAGCUGGAAGUCUACCAAUCCAGGGGGUCACGAGGGUACCAUUUAUGA